Messenger RNA from Calypte anna (Anna's hummingbird), 2378 nucleotides. RefSeq names its product crystallin zeta like 1 (gene CRYZL1). The transcript is spliced from 14 exons. NCBI's taxonomy places the organism in Eukaryota, Metazoa, Chordata, Aves, Apodiformes, Trochilidae. The record is from RefSeq and is a predicted model, not a curated record. Gene Ontology annotation, molecular function: oxidoreductase activity. Bases 30 to 1103 code for a protein of 357 amino acids.
GUGGGAGCGCGGCGGAAGUAACGAUCACUAUGAAGGCAUUAUAUUGUCAGCAGAAUUCACCUGGAGAGGAAAUGACAUUUUUCUUCCAGGAAAGAGAAAACCUUCCACCUACAAGAGACAAUGAUGUGAAAGUACAAGUUAGAGCCUGUGCACUGAGCUGGAUAGAUACAAAGCUUCUGUCAGAAAUUAAAGUGGCGAAGGAGCUUCUACCUGUUGGUCGAGAAAUUUCAGGAGUUGUAUUGGAAGUUGGAAGAAAGGUUACCUUUUUUCAGCCAGAUGAUGAAGUGGUGGGAAUUUUGCCCCUGGAUUCUGAAGAGUCUGGUCUUUGUGAAGUUAUUCUAGUUCAUGAGCAUUAUUUGGUUCGUAAACCAGAAAAAGUUUGCUGGGUUGAAGCAGCUGGGACUGUUCGUGAUGGUGUUCGAGCAUACACAGCUUUACACUACCUUUCACAAGUCUCUCCUGGAAAAACUGUCCUUGUAAUGGAUGGAGCAAGUCCAUUUGGUACAAUAGCGAUUCAGUUAGCACAACACAGAGGAGCAAAAGUAAUCUCUACUGCAUACAGUCUUGAGGAUAAGCAGUACCUGGAGAGGCUUAGACUUCCUGUGGAAGGUAUACGGCAGCCUUUAGUGGCUCGAGUGAUAGAUGUGUCAAAUGGAAAGAUAGAUGUAGCAGAAAGCUGCUUAGAAGAAACGGGUGGCUUGGGAGUGGAUAUUGUUCUAGAUGCUGGAGUGAAAUUAUACAGUACUGAAGAGGAAUCAACUUCAAAAUCACAGUUGCUGCCUCAUAAGCAUGAUAUCAUUACUCUUCUUGGUGUUGGGGGACACUGGAUAACAACAGAAAAAAAUCUUCAGCUGGAUCCUCCAGAUAGCCAUUCCUUAUUUCUUAAAGGAGCCACAGUGUCCUUUCUGAAUGAUGAGAUAUGGAACUUGUCCAAUAUACAGCAAGGGAAGUAUCUUGCCAUCUUAGAAGAUAUAAUGGAGAAAUUAUCAAGUAGCAUUUUCAGGCCCCAGCUGGAUGAACCUAUCCCAUUGUAUGAAGCCAAAGUUUCUAUGGAAAUAGUUCAGAAGAAUCAAGCAAGAAAAAGACAAGUCAUCCAAUUCUGACACACAAUUUCCUGACUUCUAAGCCUGUGGAAGAUAAAGAAACGUAAUGUAUUUGAGAAGUAAAUUAGUGUACACUUAUAAAGAAUUCUGUAAUCAGAAUUUAAAGGUCUUUUGUUCCUUAGCACAAAUGGUCUGUUAAGCUCCUGUGACUUCAGGGACUUUGUAUGUAGUUGAGCAGAAUGUUCCCAUCAGCAACUUCUCAACAGGCAGUCUUGAAACACUGAGCUUGUCUGCCUUGCCCCGCCUACAAAUGUCAGUAACAUCUACAGGCAAACUCAGUUGCCAUUUUCGAUUAGUUCUCCCUUCUCCAGUAGUCACCCUUAUAGUACCUUUUGAUUUUGACUGUAUUGAGACUGAGCUCUCUCUGUAGUACACAUAAGCCUCUAAUCCAUACUUUAAAUUGGGUUUUAAUUGAAAGACAGGGAAACCCCUCAGAAUUGGAAAGGAUGUUAGAGGGAAAGAAGGAUAUGAGACUGACAGAGUUUCCCCUCACAGCUGAUACUCUUCAGUUUAGCAUCCAGAUAGUAAACCUAAUAAUAUAGUAAACCUAAUAAUAGUAAACCCAGAGUCCAUAAGGUGAUCAUGUCAUUCAUAUGUUAGAGGCACUUUGUGUCUUGUUACUGUAAUGUUAUCUUCAAUAUUUUUCCAAUAAGACCUUAUGCUGUGCAUUUUCACUUCCCCUCUUAACUACAGUCCUGUGCCUAGCGCAACUCAAAUCUGUUUAUUCAGCAUCCUCUGAAACCGUGAGCCAUCUGCAAAUCAACAGGAAGGAAGGAACUGCUGGUUGUUUUUUUUUCUUCAAAACAUAUGCCUUCCUACUUGCUUUUAUUUGAAAGCAUUAUGUUUUUUUUAUCUAUUCAAAUAUGCCAUUAAUUUUCACUGUGUGGAUGGAUCAAAUAGCAGACACUAGUUCAAACCACUGUGAAAAAAUUGAAACAUUCAAGCGAAUAUAGAUUACCCAGAACCACAAUUAAUGUAACUUUUGUCAUUCGUUAGACUUGUAGUAAGUUCUUGAUGAAUUAUGCAAGGGAAGCAUAUAAAAGUAUGCAUAAAUCUUAUUUUAGUAUUAAUGUGGUGAAAUGCAACCUUGAAAAUAAGUAAUGCUUUUAUGCAUGUGUGUACAUACACAUGCCUAAAGCAUGUGAAUCCUCUGUUAGUUUGACAUUCUGAAGCUUUGUACACCGCUGCUUUUUUUACUCAUGUUGUUAAUUUUCACUUAAAUGUUGGAAAAUAAAGUAAAUCAGAGGAAAUGAGUUAAAAAUACAAGGUUUAAUA